This is a messenger RNA of Cylindrotheca closterium, 915 nucleotides long. The record is from the annotation of a GenBank genome assembly. Lineage: Eukaryota; Bacillariophyta; Bacillariophyceae; Bacillariales; Bacillariaceae.
AUGCUGCGCACAUCAUCAAAAGAGUGCAUGAACAAUCUCAUUUUCAAAGUCUUCCUUUGUUUUCUUAUCACUACCAUGUCAAAAGCAAACUAUCAAGCCCCAUCUCUUUCCGGAAAGCCAAUCAAGAACUUGGUUCCUCCUGGAAAGUGCCAGUUUACCGAUGAAUUUGUCGCUGUGCCGUUGCUGGAACGAGUUGCUGUUUCUCCCACUUCGAGUGUUUUGAGAUUUGGCCUUCCCGACACAUCCGCUCCUCUGAACCUGAGCACAUGCGCCUGUAUCCUAGCCAAGGCCAAGAUUGGUGGUGAGGAUGUUGUCCGUCCAUACACUCCCAUCUCCACCAACGAUCAAGUCGGUUGCUUCGACAUGCUCAUUAAGGACUACGGUGAAAAUGCCAAGAUGUCCAAGCUGAUGUGCGAAGACCUGAAGGUGGGAGAAACUGUUGAAUUCAAGCACAUCGCAUUUAAUGUAAAGAUCCAAGCCCCGUUCAAACCAAAGAAGAUUUGUAUGUUGGUCGGAGGCACAGGACUUACCCCAAUGGUCCAAGCGUUGCAUGCCAUCUUGGGUGACCCUGAUUCCACAACUGAAGUAGUCAUGCUCUACGGAUCCAAGGUUGCCGAGGAUAUUUUGGGUAGAGAGCUGAUUGACAACUGGGCUGCUGAGAAUCCUCGUUUCAAGGUUGUCCACGUUUUGUCUGACGAGCCAGCUGACUCGGAAUGGAAGGGAGCCCGUGGCUACAUCAAUGCUGAUAUUGUCACGAGCAACUUCCCCGAGCCAUCUGCGGGAGACGAUCUCAUGAUCUUUGUCUGUGGUCCUCCACCCAUGUACAACGCUCUUUGUGGACCCCGUGACGAGAAAGAGCUUUCUGGGUUGCUCAGUGAAUUGAAGUACACCGCAGACCAAGUUUACAAAUUCUAA